AUGGUACUUGCCCAAGCUGAAUUUGCUUUUAACAAUAUGAAGAAUAGAACUACAGGUAAAUGCCUCUCUGAGAUCGUGUAUACCAAGGCAUUGAGGCUUACAUUUGACCUAACUAGCCUUCCUAAAGAAGUAAAAAUCCAAGAAGAAGCUGAAAGACUACAAAAGCUCCACACCGGAGUCAGUGAUCUCAUCACUAAGACUACCGAAUCCUACAAAGAAGAGAAGAAUGAGACGAGAAAGGAGGUUCAUUUCCAAGUUGAAGAUUUUGUAAUGGCCCAUUUGAAGAAGAAUAGGUUCCUAAUUGGAACUUAUGGAAAGCUGAAAGAUAAACAAAUUGGCCCAUGUAGAAUACUUGCUAAAUAUGAGCCAAAUGCCGACAAGAUUAAACUACCUGAAGGAUUCAACAUCAGCCCAAUUUUCAAUGUAACAGACCUUAGAAGCUACAAUGCAUCAGAUGGGUUCCAACUCUCUUGA
Cucumis melo (muskmelon) is the source of this 474-nucleotide messenger RNA. RefSeq lists its product as uncharacterized. Lineage: Eukaryota; Viridiplantae; Streptophyta; Magnoliopsida; Cucurbitales; Cucurbitaceae. The coding region runs from base 1 to 474 and encodes 157 amino acids. The record is from RefSeq and is a predicted model, not a curated record. The transcript has a single exon.